AUGGCACAUAACUACAUCAUCCGCGUCACCGCGGGCACUACGCGCGACGUGACAGAGCACAAGCUCGUCGCCGUCAACACGGCAGAACCUCUCAAGAUUGAGAGCGAUCUGAUCGAGGCCCGGGUCAACGUACGCGUCAAAAACUACCACGGCCUACCGCGCAACUCCCCCGUCGACUCGCCGUACUUUGCCGCGGAGCCGCACGCCUAUAACGAUGACCAGUACAGUAUCGCCCUCAACUUCAAGCUCAAGCAGCCGCCCGAGGGCAAGGUCGGCGCGAAGGAGGCGGACGCCAAGGAGAACGACGACGAAGCCGCGCCCACGGACGACGAGGACCGAGAUCUGGGAGUCAAGGGCGGUGACCUGCAGUGGGGAAACGACUUUGACCAUCCGAUCCGCGACCGGCUGCCACCCGGGUUCAAUACUGCUCUCAACAUUGUGAGAUGGUGGAUUGAUCCGGGAUUGGAGGGCGAUGCCUAUGCCGACUCCCCGUACCUGUAUGGUCCGGCACUGAGCUCCUUCAACCAGGUGCGCGUCGGCCCUCCAUCCAGCGACCGCGUCCCUAAAGGCAAGGGUGCCGAGGCCGAAGGCAAAGAGGUUGGCCUCUGGAUCGAGGAGGGUGCCGAUGACGAGGCCGGCUUUGAGAGCCGCAGGUCUACAGGCGCCCCCGAUGAUGCAAAGGCUAGGAUGAAGUGGGCACUGAAGGCGGAUAGCAAGGAGAAAUGGGUUUGGGAGUACGGCAGGGAAUACUCGACCGACUUUUUCAACCCAUACAUCGACUUCAAGGAGUUUGCAUUGAGGCUACCGGGAUUCCAUUUGCCCAUCAUGAAGUACUGGGAUGGUCAGGGCGCGCGGCCCCCCAAGCGCUCACACACGCUUAGAUACGUUCUCCGGAACCGCAAGACGGGUGAUCUGUAUCUGGCAGUCACUUUCAGUCUGUACCUCAAGGAGGACGUCAACGAGGACGGCUCGCUCAAGCCAGGAACCAUCGAGGCGCAGAAGAAGGACAGCAGAGCGAGGAAGGCUCCGACACACGAGGACGAUCACGGAAAGCACGACGAUAACGAGCCACAUGACGAUGACAAAUCUAUCGAGGAGGCAAGGAAAAAGUUGGGAGACGUCAAGGUCAAUGAUGCUAGUCGCCCAGAUGAUGUGGAUUGA
Molecule: messenger RNA, 1161 nt
Organism: Pyricularia pennisetigena
Lineage: Eukaryota; Fungi; Ascomycota; Sordariomycetes; Magnaporthales; Pyriculariaceae
Exons: 2
Coding region: 1-1161 (386 amino acids)
Source: RefSeq, a predicted model, not a curated record